CGCAACAUGGCGGGCGCACACGUAGCGUUAAUAGUAUUAGUGUACGCGGCUCUCGUACACACAGAAGUAUUGACUCCGAGGUAUUUCAACUUAGCGUCGAAAAAGAAGAUUACGGCCACGGCUACCUGCGGAGAUGAAGGACCAGAGCUAUACUGUAAAUUGGUCGGCGCAAACGCAGACCACGACGAGCAUGUCAUUCAAGGACAGGUGUGUGACAUCUGUGAUGCCACGAACGAAGCGAAGAAGCAUCCUCCGGAGUAUGCCGUGGACAGCUCGGAGACGUGGUGGCAGAGUCCCCCUCUCUCCAGAGGCAUGAAGUACAAUGAAGUCAACCUCACCAUCGAUCUUGGACAGGAAUUCCACGUAGCAUACGUGUUCGUGAAAAUGGGCAACUCACCGAGACCUGGACUCUGGAUGCUGGAGAAGUCCACGGAUUACGGGAAAACAUUCAAACCUUGGCAGUAUUUCUCCGAAUCGCCUCAGGAUUGUGAGCGUUAUUUCGGCAAGGAGAGUCUUCAACCCAUCACCAAAGAUGACUCGGUUAUUUGCAGCACAGAGUAUUCCAAAAUUGUACCUCUUGAGGGUGGAGAGAUCCCGAUAUCGUUACUGAACUACCGUCCAUCAGCGAACACAUACUUCAACUCGUCAGUGCUGCAGGAGUGGACCAGGGCCACCAAUGUUCGGCUGCGUCUGCUGAGGACUAAGAACCUGCUCGGACACCUCAUGUCAGUGGCGAGGCAAGAUCCCACCGUAACACGAAGAUACUUCUACAGUAUCAAAGACAUCAGUAUCGGAGGUCGUUGCAUGUGCAACGGUCAUGCGGACACGUGCGAGCCGGCCGACCCGGCCACCAACAGCAACAUUCUGGAGUGUGUGUGUCAACACAAUACGUGCGGCCCUCAGUGCGCCGAGUGCUGUCGAGGCUUCGAGCAGAAAAAGUGGAGGAUCUCACAGCACUGGGACAGGUUUACUUGUGAACCGUGCAACUGCCACAACCACUCAACGGAAUGCGAGUACGACCCUGAAGUGGAUAGACAGAAGCUGUCCUUGGACAUCUACGGCAAGUACGAAGGCGGUGGCGUCUGCAAGAACUGUCAGCAUAAUACGCAAGGCAUCAACUGCAACCAGUGCAUGCCUACAUUCUAUAGGCCACAAGGAAAGAGUUGGAAUGAAACUGAUGUCUGCCAGCCCUGCAACUGUGACUUACACUUCUCAACCGGUAAUUGUGAGGACUUGUCCGGCUGGUGCGAGUGUCGUGUAGAGUUCAAGCCCCCUAACUGCGACUCCUGUGCUUACGGGUACUUCGACUUCCCUAACUGCAAGCCUUGUACGUGCAACCUCAACGGCACUGACGGUCAGCAGUGCACGCCUGUUGAUGGACUGUGCCCAUGCAAAUACAACUAUGCUGGGAAAUCGUGCGAGAUUUGUGCUGACGGAUAUUAUUCACCGGAAUGCAAAAAUUGCGAGUGUAACUCAGUGGGCUCGGUGUCACCUGUGUGUGACAAGGUUAGUGGCAACUGCACUUGCAAGAGCAAAUACAGUGGAAGGACUUGCGACAUGUGUGAAUUUGGAUAUUACAACUACCCGACUUGCAAACAAUGCAACUGUGAUGUAAGCGGAACACAGGCUCGUAUCUGUGAUGACACUAUCGGCACGUGCAUCUGUAAGACUGGCUUCGGAGGUGCGCGGUGUGAUCAGUGCUUGAAUGGCUUCUACAUGGAAGUCCGCGACCGCGAGCGUCUCUGCGUGCCUUGCAAUUGCGACUCCACCGGGUCCACCUCGACCAGUUGUUCAGCCGACGGAAAGUGCAACUGCCUCGCUAACUUUGGUGGGAAGCAGUGCGAUCAGUGCUCCCCAGGGUAUUAUAAGUACCCUGAGUGUUUGCCAUGCAACUGUGACGUGUCUGGUUCCAUCGGGUCGACGUGCGAUGAUAACGGACAAUGCCACUGCAAGCCGAACUUCGAUGGCGCCAAGUGUGACAAGUGUAAAGAACAGUAUUACAACUACCCCGCCUGUGAGGAGUGCAACUGUGACCCUAGAGGAGUCAUUGCUAGCUUUGCUGGUUGUGGCUCAGUCCCUGCUGGUGAACUAUGCCAGUGCAAAGAUCGAGUGCAAGGGCGUAUCUGUAAUGACUGCAAGCCUCUCUUCUGGAACCUGCAAGAGUACAAUCCAUUUGGUUGUGAAGAUUGUAACUGCCACUUGGCUGGUACUCUGGGAGGGCUGGGGUCCUGCAACACUCGAUCUGGACAAUGUAGGUGUAAAAUGAACGUGGGAGACCGCCAGUGCAACCAAUGUCAAGAUGGCUUCUACAAACUUGAUACGAACAACGUUUAUGGAUGUACUGAAUGUGACUGCGACAUCGGAGGUUCAAUCGACAACAUCUGUGACAAGAACACCGGUCAGUGCCGCUGUCACUCCAGGGUCGAAGGUCGCCGCUGUGACAGACCCAUCCGUGCCCAUUACUUCCCAACGCUCCACCAGUUCCAAUAUGAAGUAGAAGAAGGAUACACGCAGUCUGGACCAGUGAGAUACAGAAACUCUGAUGAAGUCUUCCCUAAUUACUCUUGGAAGGGUUACGUCGUGUUCUCUAUGCUCCAGAACGAGGUGACGAAUAGAGUACUGAUUCCCAAAUCGUCUUUGUAUCGCAUGGUGCUGAAAUACGCAAACCCUCUGCAAGACACUGUUAUUGCGAGCAUUAUCGUCACCCCGGACAGCAUCGGCGAUAUUCAGCAGAAGUUCAACGUAGCAUUGCGGCCAACAAACAAACCGCAACUGGUGACUGUAGCUGGUGAUAAGGGCAUCGCUCCAUCACCCUUCGUCAUGAACCCUGGUAGCUGGAUGAUCACCAUCAAGACCACUAAAGAAGUCAUGAUUGAUUACUUCGUGCUGAUUCCCGAAGCGUACUACGAAGCGACGGUUCUAACGAAGUUGGUGGACAAGCCUUGUGUGAUUGGCGACAAGAAGCUUUGCAGGCACUUCGCCUAUCCGAGCCUGUUUGGCAGACCCACCGCUGACGUCAGCGGCCUCAGCACCUCUGUUACCGGUUACAUCGACGAUGUUGAACAACUUAACGAGCUACAAGCGUCAGCGGAAUCAAUCCCAAUCUUAAGCAAUGACGAGAUCCAGUACAACAUGAAGAUAGACCCUCCUGGGCCUUACAUUCUCAUCAUCGAAUACGUGACUCCUAUCAACCGUACAGCCGAAAGUGUUAACGAGAUAGAAGUAGCCUACAAUACCAGCUAUUCCUUCGCACCGCGAGGACCGAUCACUGUUAGAUUCCAGUCCGGAGACCAGCAGGAGACUGAUGCGAUUGUGAACCUCAAUGAUUGUCCGUACACGGCGGCUUGCCGACAGGCUGUUGUAGAUGAUCUGUCUAAGAUACAGGUGUUCAAUAUUCAAGAGGCAAACAAUGUCAUUUAUUUGAUGGGCGACCGCGAUACUUUAGUAGGCAUUAAAUCUAUUGUGGCGAUCCCAGAGACUGAAUGGCAUUUAGACUACAUAACUCCUCGACCAUACUGUUUGAGACGCAACGGAAAAUGCGAACCAGCCAACUUUGCUGCUUCUGUCGACUCUAAGAAGAUUGAAAUCGAAUCCGGCACGGGUGGUGACCGAGACAUUCGGCCCCCGAGCCUCGACAACGCGACGGCAGUAAUAUACUUGAUACCUGAUGCUGAACCCGUGAGGAUCGAGUCCAAGAUACCAGCGGCUGGAGACUACAUGUUCAUGGUGCAUUACUAUCAGCCCGUGCAUCCCGAAAGUACAAUCAACGUAGCGGUAAAGACUGACACCCAGCAGUUUGACACGAACAUGGUUGUCCAGCACUGUCCGUCCAGCACCGGCUGUCGGUCACUUCUCAAGCUGCCCGACGGGACCAAACACUUCCCCGUAGCUGAUAACUUCACCAUUACAUUCUGGGGCAACAACAGCAAGGGUCUAUGGAUCGAUUACGUGCUCGUGGUCGCGGCACCAGACUUCGUGGACUCUGCUCUCACUGAAGCAAACGUGGUGGAUUACACGAGGGAGUUCAUCGAGAAGUGUGCCAAUAACCACUACCAUAUCGGUUCCAAUGAGACUGGUUUCUGUCGUGACGCGAUGUUCUCCAUCACGGCGGAGUACAACAGCGGUGCCCUGGCUUGUGUGUGUGACUUCAUGGGCUCCACCGAGCUGGAGUGCAACACCUUCGGAGGCCAGUGCCCUUGCAAGCCCAACGUCAUCGGCAGGUCCUGUAGUGCCUGCCGCACUGGAUACUACGGCUUCCCUAACUGCAGGCCCUGCCAUUGUCCUUCAACGGCCAUCUGUGAUGAUAAUGGUAUGUGCAUCUGCCCAAAGAACGUGGAAGGCGAGAACUGUGACCGCUGCAAGCCUUUCACCUUCAACUUCGACGUGCAGCGUGGUUGUGACGACUGCAACUGCAACCCGCUUGGAGUUGUCGACAACCGACUGCAAUGUGAAGCUGACAGCGGAAACUGCGCUUGUCGCGAGAACGUCAUAGGCCGUACAUGCGACCACUGUGUUCCCGGACACUACGCGUUCCCGGAGUGCGUCCCGUGCACGUGCGACAGAGACGGCACUACCGAUGACGUGUGCGACCAAAGCACUGCACAGUGUUACUGCAAGCGAUAUGUUACUGGACAGGCUUGCGACACAUGCGUGGAAGAGUAUUUCAACCUGCAGUCUUCGAACCCCGAGGGAUGCACCAAAUGUUACUGCUUCGGAAGAACCACUCGUUGUACCAGCUCCUACUUAUAUUGGGCUAGCAUCAGCGGCAUGGGCGACUGGUACCUGGUGAACGUUGAGGCAAACAGGACUCUGAACAUCUUCCCUCGCACCCUGCCCCCGGUGAUGAGGAACGACUCCACCAUCACCGCUGAUCUCGUCGGUGAUGACAGCGGACAGAAGGUCGUGUACUUCGGAGCCCCGGAUUAUUAUCUUGGUAAACGGCUGACAUCUUACGGCGGUUACCUCACGUACUCGAUAUUCUACGAGACCGGUCCCGACGGCGGAGCUAUCGCGGCUGCUGACGUCAUAAUCGGCGGUUCUGAUGGUUACUUAGUGCACAACAGCGUGGAACAACCACCUUCGAAGGUAGAAUGGACACACGCGGUCAGACUGUCCGAGGACGAGUUCAGUAACUCAGACGGCUCACCAGUCUCCAGAGAACAGUUCAUGAAUACACUCGUCAAUGUUACCAGCAUUUACAUCCGGGCUACUUACUGGGACCAGUCUGUUGAAACUAGCCUAAUAGCCGUAACUCUGGACAUCGGAGUGGAAGGCUACGGGGAGUACAUUGACGCUAAACGUGCGUCUUCUGUCGAAGAGUGCCAAUGUCCCAAGGCUUACCGCGGCCUCUCGUGCGAGCAGUGUGCUGAGGGUUACUACCGGCUCAGCUCCGGCUUCUGUGUGCCAUGCCAGUGCAACGGACAUUCCAGAGAGUGCGAUGUUAACACUGGAGUCUGUUUGGAGUGCACAGACAACACGAUGGGUGACCACUGCGAGCAAUGUAUUCCUGGUUACCAUGGCGACGCUCUGCAAGGAACUCCACGGGACUGUCUCAUCUGUGCUUGCCCCAUGCCCUACGUGUCUAACAACUUCGCCAUCGGCUGUGAUCUAAGUGACAACGGUUCUCUGAUCUCGUGUCAGUGCAAGCCUGGGUACGGGGGUGCGAGGUGCGAGUUCUGUGCCGCUGGUUACUAUGGCGAACCUGAAGUUAUCGGUGAUUACUGCAAGCCUUGCAACUGCUCUGGGAACAUUAACAUCAAUGACCCGGGAUCAUGCGACAGCCACAAUGGCGACUGUCUGAAGUGCGUGAACAACACUGCUGGCCACGCCUGCAACCUCUGCGCUCCUGGCUUCUACGGAGACGCCAUCUUCUCCAAGAACUGUACCGCAUGUAGCUGCGAUGAAUUCGGUAUGGAACGUUGCGAUCCCGCGACCGGCACCUGCGUGUGUCGACCAGGAGUCAUCGGCGACCGAUGCGACCAGUGUGCUCCUAACCACUGGGGCCUGAACAGCGGCCAGGGUUGUACUCCGUGCGACUGUGACCUCGCCUCCGAGUCAUCUCAGUGCGACCUCAGUACCGGCCAGUGCAGCUGUGCCAAGGGUGUGACUGGCAAACAUUGUGAGCAGUGUGCUGCUGGAUACUGGAACUACACCAAGGAAGGAUGUGAUCAUUGCAACUGUAACACUGGUUACUCACUGGGCUUCACCUGCAACGCGACCGGUCAGUGCGAGUGCUUGCCCGGCGUCGUCGGAGAGAAAUGCGAUAGAUGCCCGGAAAGAUGGGUGCUAAUACCCAAUGAAGGAUGUCUGGAAUGCGACUCAUGUACUGAUGCCCUUCUCAUCACCAUCGAGAACAUGAGCGAGCGACUCGCUAACGAAACUAAAGACUUUAAGGACAAAGCGGACUCGUUCUUCACAACGCAGCGUCUGAACUACAUCGCGAACCAGACACAGUCGCUGCGGCCGAAGGUGGCUGAUCUGAAGAACGUUGACGUUGCUGACGUCACAACCGCCGUCAAGACUUUAGAGAACAGCGCUAAGAACCUGCUACGAUCCGCCGAAUUCGCAGCGACAGACUCGGACAAACAGAUCACUAGGGCAGCCGAUUUAGCCGCCGACGCCGACAAGAUCUUGGCUUCAGUUCGCGACAGCAGCGAGAAGGCCAAGGCUAUCGUCACACAUGUCGCUGACUUGGCUACCGGGCUAGAACUGAGCCAGCAGCCUAAAGUUGAUAGUGCUCUGGCUGAAGCGAGGCAGAUUAAGUCUGAUAUUGCUGCUAAGGACUUGGCGCCGAAGAAACAGCAAGCCGACAUCGCCUUCAGUAAUGCUACCAAACAGAUCGAGCGCAUGAAUGUUUUCGUACAACCGGUCAAUGAGCAGGCUAAGAAAUUCCACCUUCUGGUGAACGACACCCGUGAUCUCAAGACUAAGCUGGAUGAGAUGCUGCAGUACACAGACUUAGCUCAGCACACCGCCACCACUGCUGAAAACCUUAACGCUAAGAACAGGCAAUCCAAAUUCGGCAACAAGGUAGCUUCCGUAACAAAGCUGAACGCAGCAGCUAUGCAGGAUCUCAUCGACGCUGGCUAUGACAUCGGCAAUGGAACAUUCUACAAUCUUGUAGCCGCCACAGUCGUAGACAACUCUACCAAAGCUCUGGACAGCAUCAGAACAGCCAACCAGGACAUGAUAGACCGUUUGGAAGACCUUGAGGUUAAGCUGCCGGACCUGAGGAAUCUGACUGAAGUGGCUAACCACCAUACUUAUAUGUUGAGGAAUAGGGCGGAUAAUUUAAGAGCUCUAGCUGAGAGAGAGAACAACAAUUCUCGUACUCAACACGCUUACACCGCAGCGUCAGCUUACUCGUCCAUAGUUCAAGAGAUUGGAGACGCGAAGAAGGCUGCCGAUGACGCCGACGAGGGUGUCAGGAACAUCACUGAACUGACAAACACACUGAACGACCGAGUAGUCCCAGCACGUGACAGAUCCAGGAAUCUUCUAGAAGCUGCCACAAAGGCCCAGAACAUAGUAGAACAGGCUCUCAGUCCUAAUUUAACAAAGGCCGAAGAAAAACUAGCGCAUGCUAAGAAAACGAUGGGAUCUGCGGAUGACGAUAAUAAUGCUAUUCAAUUCUCCCUCCGAACACCGCCACCGUUCUCCCUGGACAGCGAGGUGGAUGCAGCUGACAGAGUGAACAGCACGGUGCAGUCGACCCUGGACGUGAUGUCUCAGGUCGGCACUGACCUGGCUGCCAGCAAGGAGUGGGCGCAGACCCUGCCCAAGCUGGCUGAUGAGGCACAGAAGAUGACUGACACCGUCGAUAGCCUCGUGAAGGACAUUGACAAGCUGAACCCGACAAUCACUCAAACCUACCACACGGUGAAGGCCAGACAGGAUGACCUGGAGAACCGACGUCAGGAGGCCGAUGAGAAACUGCUCAAACUCAAAGAGCUCAUCGAACAGGCCCGUACAGUAGCAAACCGUAUCCAAGUUGGCGUAACCUUCGACCGGCUGACGACUCUGCAGCCACGCUUACCGGACUCUGUGGAUGAGAUGUCCACCUCCACGCACGUCUCCGUCUACUUCAAGACCAAGGAGAAGAACGGCCUCAUCCUCUACCUCGGCAAUCCUAAGGACACCAUGCUCAGAAGGACCAGAUCGGAUGACUUCAUGGUGAUUGGCGUGGAGAACGGCUACCCGUACCUGAAGAUGGACAUCGGAGACAGUGCGGAGUCAGGUCGCGAGCCUGCCAGGAUCGGCAGCGACAAGUUUGUGGCCGACAACCGCUGGUACCAGGUCAUCGUCGACAGGGUCGGACGCAACGUGAAGCUAUCCAUUCGGGAGAACUUAGACAACGGCUCAGCCGACUACGUGCACUCCAAGGAGGCUGUGCUACCAGGACAGCAUACCAUCUUCAACCUCGACCGGCAGAAGUCCAAGCUGUAUGUAGGAGGAGCCCCGUCAGAUGCCAAGCUGCAGUCAGUCAGCUUCCCCGCGUUCGAAGGACAGAUUGAAGAGCUCAUGAUUGGAGACACGCCUGUUGGACUCUGGAACUUCGCUAGUGCUGAGAACUUGAAGGGAGCUCGACAGAGAGACAAGUUGAUAUCGAACCCGACGGGUCCUCAAGAGUACCGGUUCAACGGCCGCGCCCACGUCACGAUGCCGGGUCGCCGAUACCUCACGCCGCAGAAGAAUCAAGUCCUUCUGUUCUUCAGGACGUAUGCACCUGAUGGACUCAUCUACCUCGUCGGAGAAGGAGCCUCCUUCUUCUCUAUCCAGAUGCAGAAUGGCAAAGUCUUCUUGCAGGUCUCACUCGGCAACACAGAUGACCUUCUCAUAAUAGGAACCGCAAACUCCUACAAUGAUGGCAAAUGGCACAGACUGGAUGCUGCUCGAAACCUCAACAAGUGCUCUCUGAAGGUAGACCGAGAGACUCUGAAGGGCGAAUCAACAGCCAGAGAAGAUUCCAUCAUGGCUCUAGAUACUAUGAACUUCGGUGGUAAUAAUAAGGGCAUAGUGGAAGUGACGAGGACUGGAUUCGAUGGAUGUAUAAGACAGAUCGUGAUGGAUGGCCAAAAUAUCGAUUUGACCGUCAAUAUGGAGUCUAUUGGAGUUGCUUAUGGUUGUCAGUUCGCAUCGCUAGUAUCACUAUCAGGCAAGGACAGCUACCUUCGCUACGUGGACGUGACGGCGCAGAGCCUGCAGCUCACGCUCAAGUUCAAGACGUCGGCGCCCGACGGCUUGCUGUUCGUGUACGUCAGCCGGACGCAGACCGCAGCUAUGCCUGACAGCAUCUCCCUGUCACUUAUCAACGGUACACUGGUGCUGAUGAGUCAGCGCGAGGAGCUGAACACGGGACUGAACACGUACAACGACUCGCAGUGGCACGUGGUCACCGUCACGCACAACAACAACGCCCUGCGGCUCGUCGUCGAUGACUUCGACUACUUCAGCACGGACACCGCACCUGCUCCGCUCCAUAUCCUCGACGGAGUACUCUUCGUUGGGGGGGUACAGCCAGGGUACGUGGUGGGAGGGAAGGUUGGCUCCAAGGCGCCCUUCACUGGAUGCAUCGCCGACGCCACCAUCAACGGACAGGUGCUCAACUUGCUGGAGCCCUACAGCAAUAGCAGCACCACCUUCGGAAGGUGCGGUGCCACCACCACCACUGGCGGUGUCAGUCCAGAUCAAGCGCAGUGGGCCGCGACGCCGCCCACUGACGUUCUGCCGACGCCGGGACUGCCGGGCGCCACGGAGCCGCCGCCGGGCCACGGCGAAGAGCCGUUACUGCACAACGUGGUGCUGCCAGGGCCGGAGCCGGACACUACAGCGGCCCCACAGAGCACCACCACCACGCCUCGUCCCACCACCACCACGCGACGCCCACCACCCAAGCCUGAGCCAGGCUGUCACCUCGCCUACGAUCCCUUCUACACAGCGGGAGACCCUGAUAUCGGAUACAGAUUCGGUACCCGCAACGACAGUCGCAUCGAGUACUCGAAGCUGCCGGGUCGUCACCUGCAGGGUAUGGACCUGAGCAUAUCACUGCGCACGUUCGACCGGCACGGCGGCCUCGUGUUCUACGCCGCCGCCGAACGGGACCCCACGCAGUUCCUCGCCUUCUACAUGAAGGACGCCAAGCUCCACUUCAAAUUCAACUGCGGUGGCGAGACCGCUAUCAUUUCAUCUUCCACUACGUACAAUGAUACGGAGUGGCAUAGCGUCACUCUCUCCCGCAGCGGCGGCCACGGGAAGCUCGCUGUCGACUCCGAACUGGUUGGAGAAACCAGUGUGGUCUGCAACUCACCUGCGGGUCUCGCAGCACCCUACUACUACGGUGGGCUCAGGGACUUGGAUGCUCAGAUCAGCAGUAACCUUGAGGGCUUCUACCAGCCGUUCAAGGGUUGCCUGAAGGGUCUCCUGAUGAAUGGGCAGCGCGUGACGGACGUAUCGUACCGCGUCAACUCCCUGCGCUGUACCGACACCGUCGAGGAGGGCGUCUACUUCGGCGCCUCCAACAACAUGCAGAGCAACUAUUUGAAGCUCUUAGAGAACUUCAAAGUAGGAGAUGAGGUGUCGAUCUCCAUGGAGAUCCGUCCCCGCAACAGCACGGGACUCUUGCUGAGCGUGCACGGCAAGCGCGACUACCUCGUGCUCGAGCUGCUCGAGAACGAAGUCGUCGCCAACGUCGAGAACGGCCACGGACCCUUCCGCGCCAGCUACUCGCUCGGGAACAAGUUCGCGCUCUGCGAUGGCAACUGGCACAAGAUACACGUGGUGAAGUCUCUGUACGUAGUAUCGGUGGGCGUCGACGGGCACUUCUCUAAGCCGGGUCUGGGCGCGUACGCUUCCACCGACACUCGGUCGUCUCUGUACAUCGGCGGGCACGAGAAGCCAUUACACCGGGUGCGCGGAGUUCGCUCUCGUCGCGGCUUCACCGGCUGCAUCAAGAACAUUGUCAUCGGAGAGUCGCCCGUCAAGAUACCUCUCACCGCCGCCGGCAGGAACACCCACAUCGGUGUCUGUCCUGUAGAUUAAACAUCCACUUAAUACGAGGAGCUCAUGAAGCUUUCAUUGUGUAAUCUUGAACCAAAUAAAUAUGUUUAUGUAUUAUGAAGUCGUAUAUCUAUAAUCAUAAAGGAAAUAGGCAAAUAAUCGGACUUUUGAAUGUUAUUUUAAAAUCAGUAAUAUCAUAAUAUAAAUGUUUAGGUGAAAGUGUAUGUCCACUUUUUUGUAACUAGUCUUUAUUGACCCCAAGUGCCUUUUAUACGUUGUAAAUCUGUCUUCCAUACACAUUAUAAAAUAUCAGAUCAGAAUAUAAAUCAUACAAACCAAUA
This is a messenger RNA of Helicoverpa zea (corn earworm), 11336 nucleotides long. It is a transcript of the gene LanA, whose product is annotated as laminin subunit alpha. The record is from RefSeq and is a predicted model, not a curated record. The coding region runs from base 7 to 11037 and encodes 3676 amino acids. Lineage: Eukaryota; Metazoa; Arthropoda; Insecta; Lepidoptera; Noctuidae. The transcript has 63 exons. Gene Ontology annotation, biological process: cell adhesion.